Messenger RNA from Vitis vinifera (wine grape), 3160 nucleotides. Its product is annotated as zinc finger protein ZAT4. The transcript has a single exon. NCBI's taxonomy places the organism in Eukaryota, Viridiplantae, Streptophyta, Magnoliopsida, Vitales, Vitaceae. The coding region runs from base 1873 to 3006 and encodes 377 amino acids. The record is from RefSeq and is a predicted model, not a curated record. Gene Ontology annotation, biological process: regulation of DNA-templated transcription.
UAUGACAGGAAACUAAAGCCUAAUAAUGAAUUAUUUAGCUUAUUGGUUUAAUAAUGAGUCAAAAUCCUAAAUUUUUUUCUCGAAUUUUGGCUGGUAUCCUCUUCACGGACGUUGAAGAGUCGUUGUCCAUGUGAGCCAUGAGAUGAGACAUGGGCUUUCGAGCCAUAAAUAAUGAGCCCAACCCAUUCCACGAAAUGGGCCCAAUCCACCAGAACGUGAAAAUAGCGUUGGUGGGUUGUGCAGCCGAGUCCGCGUGGCCCACCCCCAAAAGUCCUUUUCUUUUGGCCAUCCAUUGGAGUAGAAAAGUGGAGUCAUCUGCACAUCCCCUCACCCUCCAUACAUCAUCAUCUUCUGAUAAUGCCUUCUCUUCCCAAACCUCAAUCAUGUCAAAUUAUUUUCUUGUUUUUCAAUUUUCAAAACCCAUUUCACCUUCUUCAAUCACGUCAUUUUCACUUAUUCCCCCCCAUCCCUUUUUUUUUUUUUUUUUUAAUUCUCAAAGUAAAAAUAAAAUAAAAUAAAAAAAAGUACUUAUUUGUUUUUGAAAAGUAUUUUCAGAAAUAUGAGAGUGGGCAAAAACUCUGAUGCUUUGGACAAAAACAACUUUACAGAGGUGACCCACAUCUGGAACAAGCCAGAGCAGCUUAAAUUGGAAUGGGUUUGCCUCCCAAAUCUGUUUUUUUUUUUUUUUUUUCAAAAAUGCUUUUUAUCAUAAUUAUGAAUUAAUUUUUAGAUACUUUUCCAUGCCUCCAUCAUUUUAGUAUUGUUCUCUGUCGGCACAUUGGGCCCUCCUAUUCAAAGAUUCUACUUCCGAGCAGGGAGAGUAGAGUAUAAUGAUAUAAUCCACAAAGUAAUUCAAAUUUAAAUUCCAAUUUAAUAAUUAAAUCAUACAUAUUUUUUAUAUUAAGAAUAAAUUGGAGAGGAAGGAGUGGAUAUCAUUGGGAGAAACGAAUAUCGAGAUGGCGAGGAAGCGCGUGGAAGAGGGGGGAGGGGCGCGUGGGGGAAGGGAGGGAGAUGGCUCUCCAUGCACACAGAUAACGUGUAAUAUUGAAGCUAAGGUACUCACCACAUUGUACUUGCAAUUGUGCUGCGCUGCUUGUACCUUUCACGUUCUCUCUAGUCUCAGCCUCUCCCCUCGAGAUGCGUGUACUGCAGUCGUUUUUCCUAUUUUUCUUUUAAAAAAAAUUGGGUUUUAAUUUUUUUUAAAAAAAAAAACUAAUGUGGAUGUGUGUGUGUGUGUGAGUGCGUAUUUGUGAGUGGAUCUGGUAAAUGGGCUCAUUCUACAAUUAGUGGGUUCUGAUCGGUCACAAUCACAAUCACCUGCCAUUUUGGCAUUUAAUCUCCAGCCCACCCUUUGUUUAAUUAAUGGUAGUAACCGCUAUCGCGAAUUAAUUUCCAAAUUCAUAUCUAUUUCUAUUUUUUAAAUAAAAAUAAAAAUUGAAAAGAAAAAAAAAAAAAAAAAAGAGAUGGUAUUAAUUAUGGGCGUGACAAAAGGAGCGUGGGUGAGUGGGUGGUGGUGUGCUAUAAACUAAGCCAUACCAAAAAGCACCGGCCGGCACGCUAAAGCUUCUUACUCUUACAGUUGGCGCAUUUCAAAUAUCAGUAAGUAUUCCUAUGUAUUUUUAUUUUUUUUAUUUUAAUUUUUGCUUAAUCUAAAAAUGGUAUAUCCAACUCAGAAAAUGGUCAUGGGAAGACAUAUUACUGAGAUAAACCGGGUCUGGCUGCAUGUUGCCUGUCUGUCUUUCUCCCUUCAUCAACUCACAGAUGCAUUUGUUUGUUUUUGGAAGUAUUUAAAGCAUUUUAGUAAUUGAUUUUGAAAUAUUUUAAAUAAAUAUUUACAAUUUUUAUUUUUAUUUUAGUUUAUUGUUUAUAUUUAUGUAUAUAUAUAUGUCAAAAGAAAAGCAUUUUUGGGUUGUGUGUGUCCUCUGGUGGUGGAAUGCUUGUCACCUACUCCUUUUUAAGUUCCCAAAUCGCUUGAUACUUCUCAAGCUGUGUCUCUUUUCCCCCAGAGACUGCAAAGCUCUGAUCUUUGCUUCAAUGGAGAAGCACAAAUGCAAGCUCUGUUCAAGGAGGUUCUCCAGUGGCAGAGCUUUGGGUGGUCACAUGAGGUCUCACCUAGCCACCCUCCCCAUUCCUCCGAAGACCCCGCAACACAGUGACCGGACCGACCCUGUUUCCUCUUCCUCUUCCUCUUCUUCCAGUGAGGAAGAAGAGGAGGGGGAGGAGCAAAGAUCAGAAGGAGAGGAGAAGGCUCUGGCUUAUGGGUUGAGGGAGAAUCCCAAGAGGAGUUUUAGAUUGGCAGAUCCUGAGUUUUCGUUCGCUGUGGAUGCUGGGUCUGUGGUCCAGGACCGCGAGAGCGAGACCGAGUCCAGGAACCCAACUCGGAGGCGAUCCAAACGAGCUUGGAAACUGGGUGUGCCCAACCAGGGACUGGAUUUGAAGAAACCUAAAUUGGGAAAAUCGGAGACCACCGAGUCGCCGACUGAGCCGGAGCCGGUGAGUUCAGUUUCCAACACUUGGCCUGAAGAGGAUAUUGCUAUGUGCCUGGUGAUGCUUUCGAGGGAUACGUGGACCAGAAGCGAUGAAGAUCAAGACAUUAAAGAUGAAGAAGAAAGAUCAGUUGAUGAAACAUGCAAGAAGGUGUUCUCGUCCUUUGAAGCAUCCCCAGUUGAAAAAGUCGUGAACAAAGCCAGUAAGAAGAAGAUCAAAGCCUGUUUUGAAGACGAAUCAAAUCCAGAAAACGGAGGUAAUGUGAAAAUUUAUGAGUGCCCAUUUUGCAGUAGAGUGUUCAGGUCUGGCCAAGCAUUGGGUGGGCACAAGAGAUCACACCUCCUCAAUAAUUCAACCACCACAACUGCCGCCGCUGCCGCUGCCGCUUCUGCGAAUUCUGAGAAAUUCCAGAAUGGGGUGAUAGAUCUCAAUCUCCCUGCUCCACCUGAAGAUUAUGCCUUUAGUCAGCACUCUGCAGUUUCAUAUGCAGAGUUCAUUGCCAAUACCAUAAAAUGUUGAUGAAAUUGAAAUUCAUAGGUAUUGUUAAGAUCUGAGACUCUGUUUCUUAGUAAUUCUUAGAUAUAAUUUCAAUCUUUUUUUUAUUUAUAGAUGAAGGGAGUUGAAGUUUUUUGGUGGGGUGUUCUUUCAUUAAUUGAUUCCACUUUUAGUCACA